Messenger RNA from Gossypium raimondii (Peruvian cotton), 1183 nucleotides. RefSeq names its product protein MIZU-KUSSEI 1. The transcript has a single exon. NCBI's taxonomy places the organism in Eukaryota, Viridiplantae, Streptophyta, Magnoliopsida, Malvales, Malvaceae. Gene Ontology annotation, biological process: hydrotropism. Bases 196 to 882 code for a protein of 228 amino acids. The record is from RefSeq and is a predicted model, not a curated record.
UUACUUGCAAAUUAUUAUGCGACAUUAUUUUGAAAAUAUUGAGAAGUUUCUAGUCUCUCCUCUUUUCCCUUUCUCACCUCAAAGUGACUAAUUAACCACCUGCCUCUCUCCCUCCUUUUAUUUCCCAAUCUCCAUAGCCCCCCAAAAUAGUAUUCCUCAAGCUUCUUGAAUUGGAUACUCUAAUAAAGUCCAAUAAUGCCACCACCACUUCAGUCUAGUCUAUAUUUCCCAAUGGACAAUCCAACAAUACUGUCUUUACUCCACCCUACUCCCGGAGAGAAGCACAAAAGUUCCAGUAAUGGUGGCGGUCUCCUGCGUAUGUUUAAGCUUUUCCCUAUGCUAACCUCAGGUUGCAAGAUGGGAAAACCCCGCCGGAAGCCUUUGUUGAACCAUACUGCUGCAACAUGUACAAUUUUUGGGUAUCGUAAAGGCCGAGUUUUCUUAGCAAUACAAGCUGAUCCCAAUUGUGUGCCAAUGAUUGUGAUCGAGCUACCGAUGCUCACCAGCGUACUGCAAAAGGAAAUGGAAUCUGACAUGGUCAGGAUAGCACUAGAGAGUGAGACCAAGACUCAUAAAAAGAAACUGUUGGAGGAGUUUGUAUGGGCAGUGUACUGUAAUGGAAGAAAGAUGGGUUACUCUAUCAGGAAGAAACAUUUGUGUGACGACGAGCUUCAUGUUACGCAGCUUUUGCGAGGGGUGUCAACCGGUGCAGGCGUCCUUCCAACCCUAAAUCACAAGGAAAGUAGCGAUGGAGAAUUAACCUACAUGAGAGCAAGGUUUGAGAGGGUGGUGGGUUCAAAGGACUCGGAAGCUCUACACAUGAUUAACCCAGAUGGUGCACCUGGUCCUGAACUAAGUAUUUUCUUUCUAAGAUCUUAUUAGAAAGCUUCAAAAUUUACUUAACAAUUUUCAUUUAAUGUAAGAUCAUUACAUGUUUACGUAUUGUGAGUCAAGCUAGCUCAUCAUACUGCAUUAGUUGGUCUGUUACUUUCAUGUUGUUGAAAGGCAAUAUCAUCUCCUGUUUCUGCCUUGAGGUUAACUUUUGAAUCCCGACAAACUAGGUAUCCUGUCUCAAAAAAUAGACAAUGACAUCACUGAGAAAAAACUUGUAGUUAAUUCAAUAGCUACACAAUGAUAGGGGAAUCAAAUCCAAUAAUAAAAGAACAUGUCUAGCUUCAUCUUC